UUAAAAUUUUUUUAUUUUAUUAUGAGUGAGAUUGCUGACCAUCAAUUUGAACCGGCUCCUGUGAUUGAUACAAAUGACAGCGAGUUUAAAACACCGCCGAUGGCUCCACUACAACAAGGAUUGCAACAAGACAUUACAACUCGACGAAACAGACCCAAGUAUCUGUAUGAAGGCGCUCUCUACGUUUACCAUGGGAUGAGCUCUAAAAAGGAUGCAAAGUAUUGGCGAUGUGAAUUUUUUAAUGCAAGAGAUAUUAAAUGCAGAGGUUUUUUCUUGUCUUAAAUUUAAGUUUAACUGCUCUAGGACGUCUACACACUGAUCUUAAUGAUGUUGUCAUACGCCAAAUUGGUGAUCACGUUUGCAAUCACAAUGCUGCACGUGUUGAAGCACAACGAAUCUUGUCUGGUAUUAAGCGUCGUGCGAUGGUCACAACAGAAAAACCUCUGCAAAUUCGAAAUCAGACGCUUCAGAAUACUCCAAUGGCUGUGGUUGCUGCGAUGCCUAGCAAGGAGGCAACGAAAAGGAUGAUUAAACGUGCUCGUCGUGGAAUUGAUAUGAACACAUUAUUGAAUCCUCAUGCUUGUCCUAUAUUUAAACAAGAUAAUGGAGAUCAUUAUAUGCCUGGGAAUAUGGUUUAUACUGAAAUUGAUGGACAAAGGGUUGAAAGUUUUGAACACAUCCCAUCUGAUUUUUCAAAGGGUGACGGAAUUGAAGAAAAAUGGCCACGAGUCGGAGGAACUUAUGGAGGUGGUGGGACUCCACAAAUGGGGUCUUCUACUAAUUCGCAUGGAGCAAUUGGCGGCGUGGAUGGGUACCCGAAUAAUCGCCAAGAAACUAAAACAGGUGCAGGUCGUCCACGUAAAAAAGUUAAGCAAGAAUAUCUUUUACCGCCACCACAACCGAUAGCGAUUUUGGACAGAACACUUCCACAUGUUUUUGUCAAUAGAAAAACAAAUGAAUUUAGUUUUAGUUGUAAUAUUGCUGGUUAUACUCCGGAAGAGUUGCAAGUUGAACUUGUUGGUGCUGAGUUAGUAAUUAGCGGAGCUCAUAAACAACAAACAAUAAAUCAAUCAUUUACUGCAUCAUUUUCACGACGUAUAUUACUUCCAGAGGGAGUUCAUAAAGAAACAAUUCAAUGUAGUGUUGAUGAUAAAGGUUUAUUAAAUGUUAUUGGGCAAUUAAUGCAUGUUGGGAAACCAAAAACAAUUCAACAAGAAUUACAACAACAAAUGCAACGACAGCAGAUACAAGAACAACAACAAUUACAAGAGCAGCAGCAUUUACACGAAGAACAACAGUUAGAACAGCAACAACAGCCUUCUGCAUCGUCUGCUGUGACUGGUGAAAUUGAUGUUGUUUGA
Meloidogyne enterolobii is the source of this 1361-nucleotide messenger RNA. NCBI's taxonomy places the organism in Eukaryota, Metazoa, Nematoda, Chromadorea, Rhabditida, Meloidogynidae. The record is from the annotation of a GenBank genome assembly.